This is a messenger RNA of Trifolium pratense (red clover), 1615 nucleotides long. Its product is annotated as F-box protein At4g00755-like. Gene Ontology annotation, molecular function: protein binding. NCBI's taxonomy places the organism in Eukaryota, Viridiplantae, Streptophyta, Magnoliopsida, Fabales, Fabaceae. The record is from RefSeq and is a predicted model, not a curated record. Bases 194 to 1282 code for a protein of 362 amino acids. The transcript has 6 exons.
AAUAGAAGAAGUAUACACAUUAAUAUUUAUUUUUUUAAAAAAAUUCGUCCAGUUUUAAGCGUUCUCUUCUUGUGCGAUUUACUCUGCCUUAUACUUCUAGGGUUUCGCUCCUUCCAGGGGGACGUGUCUUCCUCUACUCAUCAAAGGUUUUAGAAGAUAACCUAGUUUUGUUUAUUCACCAAAUUCCAAGUCAAUGAUGGACCAUCGCAAUGAUUUUUCGAACUGGCUCGAUCCUGAUACAUCUCUCAAAAUUUUCAAGUGUCUGGAUGAUCCAGCAGAUCUAGUCCGUGUCAGCUGUGUCUCGCGAACUUGGAGAGACUUUGUGGUUGAAAAUGGCCUUUCUAAGCAGUUGUGCUUGAGAAUGUUUCCUCAAUUAUCUAGAGUUGCCUGCGUUGUUGAACUGAACCAGAAUGGAGUGAAGGGACAUGCAGAGGUUGGAUCUAGCCGUUCUAUGGAAUCUCUAGCUCUAUGGAAAGAUCAUAGAGUCUUUAGUUAUUUUGCUAGAUUCUGCUUAUCUCCUAUUGCUAUGGAUUGCAUAGCUAAAGCAAUUUGUGCUUCUAGCACUGAUAAUUUCCCUCAGGAGAGCAUUGAUCAAACUCUAGAGGAAAGAGACAAUAUUGCUGGUAGAUUUUCCUAUUGGUCAAGUAGUGGACAAAGUAAUCCCAAUGUGCCUGAGACAUUAACGUACCAGUUGGCCUCUCAAAUAUGUAUUAUCAAAGAAAUCAAUAUUCAGCCUUUCCAAGCUCACUUUCAGAUGGGGUCACCUAUAUAUUCAGCAAAAUCUGUUAGGUUUAAAAUGGGUCAUCUUAAAGCCUCUUUAAAUGAUUUAUCUGAUGAAAUGUUUGUAUGGACCUAUACAUCACCGGAAUUUCCCAUGGCUCAGGAAAACCGGCUACAAAAGUUCAUGCUUCCAGAACCUGUACUCUGUAUUGGUGGUAUCUUGCAGGUUGAGCUUUUGGAAAGGGUACAGAGGCAAGAAAUGGAUGGCUUAUUGUACAUUUGUGUUUCUCAUGUUCAAGCUCAGGGGAUCCAGUUGUCACCAGCAUUCACUGUUGAUAUUCUUGGACCCUCAGGAAUGUUUGUGUUGAAGAGAGACCAUCGGGCUAACUGUCAACCCUCAGCGACUUCUGAAGAUGAGUCUGGAGAAAUUACAACCGAUGGAGAUUUCCAACAGAUUGUGGAUAUAUUGCGGGGACAUGCGAUGGGUAUAGGAGCUGUGGAUGGCUGGGAUGAGGAAGAAUAUGAAGUUGAUGAUUUUGUUGAAGAUGAUGAUGUCUUGUGAUCUUUGCUGGCACAAACUGCGACAAUUCCUCCUCCCCAAACCAAUAAAGGAGACAAGAAAAAUUUAAGAUUAUUCUCGUGAGGAGUCAUUUUAAUGAAUCCAGUUUCGCUGUAUACCCUUUGUUUAACCUUAAGUUCAGGUUUUUCUGUGAUUUUACUACUUACUUGAUUCCUAGUAUCUUAUUAUGGUCUUUGAUGUGGGACAAGUAUUACAUUGUAAGUUGUUUAAAUUAAAUUCAUAUGCUGUAUUUGUAUCAAUCCCUGAAACUUGAGUAUUACAUUGUAAGUAUUAAUAUGGACCCUAUUUUUUGUGUUCCACCCAUGGUCCUCUUUA